This is a messenger RNA of Aspergillus viridinutans, 1329 nucleotides long. RefSeq lists its product as uncharacterized. The transcript has a single exon. Gene Ontology annotation, molecular function: FAD binding. Bases 1 to 1329 code for a protein of 442 amino acids. Lineage: Eukaryota; Fungi; Ascomycota; Eurotiomycetes; Eurotiales; Aspergillaceae. The record is from RefSeq and is a predicted model, not a curated record.
AUGAUUCCACGUACCGAAGUCCUCAUUAUCGGGGCAGGUCCCACUGGCCUCGUCCUCGCCCUCUGGCUCACCCGCCAGAAUGUCAAGGUGCGCAUUAUCGACAGAAAAGAAGCCAAACCAUCUACGUCUCGGGCCUUGGUGAUCCACGCUCGUACACUCGAGUUAUAUCGUCAGUUAGGCCUCGCCGACGACGUGGUCGCCAACGGCCACAAAAUCGAAGCUACCAAUCUCUGGGCUGAAGGUGCCCACCGGGCCCAUAUCCCCAUCGGUAAUAUCGGCAAGGGAUUGACCCCGUACCCGUUUAUUCAUAUUUAUCCUCAGGACUUCCACGAGAGAUUACUGGAAGACCGCUUGAAUGCGAUGGGGGUAACUGUGCAACGGAACUGGGAACUGGUCAAUUUUGAGGAGCAUGACGAGUACCUCUUGGCCCAACUGAAGCACACAACCAAGCAACCAAACUCAACAAAAGACGAGAGAACAGAGUUCUGCGAAGCAACCUACAUCGUGGGCUGCGACGGCGCCCACUCCGCCGUCCGUCACACCAGCAACAUCGCCUUCGAAGGCGCAACGUACCCCCAGCUCUUCUACGUGACAGAUAUCGAGGGCAGCGGGCCGACGCUGAACGGUGAGGCACACGUCUCUCUCAACGGAUCCGAGUUCAUGUUAUCUCUGGCAUACGACCAAGACCGAAAGGCCCGUCUCUCGGGCGCAGUGGACGAAACACGCGUAACCAAAGAGCUUUCCGAACUCACGCUCGAUGACGUCGCACCAGCCACCAUCAAGAACAUGGGGCUGCAGAUUGACAAAGUCAACUGGUUCACCACUUACCGCGUACACCAUCGCGUGGCAGCCAGCUUCCGCCGGGGCCGCGCGUUCCUCGCAGGCGACGCAGCGCAUAUCCAUAGUCCUGUCGGCGGACAGGGUAUGAACACGGGCAUCGGUGACGCGAUCAAUCUCGCCUGGAAGAUCGCCGCGGUGGUGCAUGGUAAAGCUGACGCAUCGCUGCUGGACAGCUACGAUCCUGAACGCCGUGCGUUCGCGAGUAUCCUCGUCAACACUACCGACCGGGCGUUCACCAACCUCGUUGCCAAGGGCUACGUAGGAAAUUUUAUCCGAAACUGGGUCCUCCCGAACGUCAUGCCGAUCUUGACCCGGUUCGACAGGUUCCAACACCGGAUGUUUCGAGGCGUGUCGCAAAUCAUACUGAACUAUCACGACAGCGCUUUGUCAACGGGUACAGCAGGUUAUGUACAAGGCAGCGAUUGGAUCCUGUGGGCUCAAAAAACAACAACUUUAAUGCAGAACAAAUUUUUGAAAUUUCUUACAUAA